AUGUUGGCCGCUGCAAUUGUGCUGUCGUUUGGCAGCUUGGUCGCUUCCUUUCCUUUCGACCUACCCAAUGUCAACCUGCCGGUCCACGGCCUCGCCCGACGGAAUGGCAACACCGGGGUCAUCCUAGCAAGCGAUUGUGGCUCGCCAUGCGAGAUCUACUUCUCUGCAUUCUCAACGACACUGACUGUGUCCGUCCCCCCACAAACAAUGACUGUGGCGGGCGCCGUCAAUCCAGUCAAGGUGACAUUCACCCCAAUUACAACCACGACAACAAUCCAGCCAUCCGCCCAGACGGUGGAUAACUCCUACCCAAAAGCAACACCCACCAUCGACAUCAUGGACAUCGAAAUGGAAUUGGAACCCAUCGAGGUCGAUGGCUCAUCUAUCGAGGACGUUGAAAUGGAAGACGGUACACAGAUAGAGUACACCGUCACCUCGCAGGUCCAGCUCAUCGCAGGCCCAGACCAGAGAGUCACCUACUCUCGCAUGAACCCAUACGACCUGGGGAACAACUGUGCAUUCUUCACCAUGUCGAAGCUGAUGAACAUGGACCUACAGUCAUUUUUGACGAUGAUUGACGAGAUGCAGGAGUUGAAUUCCGGGUUGUCGAGUGCGCACGUCAAGGCUAUUUUGCAAAGAAUCCCCCGGGAGACGUACUUUGAGGAGGUUGCGUUCGGAGACACGUUACAGGAUAUUUCUGACCGGAUGAUGAAUCCGGAUCAAUUGGGGGUCUGUUACCUGCGUGAUGACAAUUCUGGGCAUUGCGUUGUGUAUCGGAAUGGGAAGUUCUAUGAUUAUCAGGAGAGUGAUGCGCCUAUUGGAGAAGUGGAUGAUGGGGGCGAGGACAUUGCGAGUAUGAUUCAGCCGAGGGUGGUGGUGGGAGGGAGGACUACGGGGUUUGUCUUUGCCAUCGGGGAGGAGUAA
Messenger RNA from Penicillium daleae, 924 nucleotides. RefSeq lists its product as uncharacterized. The transcript has a single exon. The record is from RefSeq and is a predicted model, not a curated record. Lineage: Eukaryota; Fungi; Ascomycota; Eurotiomycetes; Eurotiales; Aspergillaceae. Bases 1 to 924 code for a protein of 307 amino acids.